AUGGAUCAGCGGUUCCUGAGACCUAAUGGGCGUUGUCCGGUUCCAUUGAAUGAGGACUUCUGGAUGGAUAUCGUGUGUUUCAAUGGUGGUGAGCGGAGCGCUGAAGUCAUGCAUCAGUUGAACCAACGAUAUGCGUUAGAUGUAGAAGCAGAAGUUGAGAGAGCUGUUAGGGAAAAUGAGGGAGCCAUUGGUGAUGCUCUCAUGAAACAGGUAGCCCCAUCAGCAGUAAAUGUGGUUGGUAUACAGUAUGAAAAUUUGAUAAGCCUAAGUUUUGAUCAGGAGGAGUUGAUAAAACAAGAAGAAAAUAGACAGCGACGAAUACGGAAGCGGAUUGUUGAUGCUGCUCUCAGAAAAUAA
This is a messenger RNA of Thelazia callipaeda (thelaziosis nematode), 357 nucleotides long. NCBI's taxonomy places the organism in Eukaryota, Metazoa, Nematoda, Chromadorea, Rhabditida, Thelaziidae. The record is from the annotation of a GenBank genome assembly.